Molecule: messenger RNA, 8445 nt
Organism: Callithrix jacchus (white-tufted-ear marmoset)
Lineage: Eukaryota; Metazoa; Chordata; Mammalia; Primates; Cebidae
Gene: PHLPP2
Product: PH domain and leucine rich repeat protein phosphatase 2
Cellular component (GO): cytoplasm
Molecular function (GO): protein binding
Source: RefSeq, a predicted model, not a curated record
CUAGGGAGGGAACACAGGAGGAGGGUAGAGGCCGCUGCCGCUGCCGCUGCCGCCCCCGCCCCGUGCGGGGGCUGAGGUAGCCAGUGACCCCCGCCCCCCGGCUUCAGUCAGUCGGCCGCCCCAUACCCGGCCGGGGACGCCGAGGCCUCUGCGCCGCGCCCCCGCCCAGGCCUCGGUCCCCCACCGCUGCUCAUCCCUGGCCGCGCGCCGCCCGCCUCGCAGGCCCACGCCUUCGGACUGCCGGCAGCCGCCGCCCACCCGGACCCUUAGUCGCUCCGGGCUGGCCUCUGCCUGCCUAGCCGCGCUCGGGACCCGGAGGCCGGCUUCGGGGGGCUAGAGGGCCGCCGGCUCCUGGCACUGGAGCGGGGCUGGAAGUACGCAGGGCUUUCUCCCCUCCCGGACACCUGAAGACAUCACCUCAGCAGGAGGAUGGCGGCGGCGAUUGGCCGGCGCCGCGGUGGGCUCCGGGCCCUGCCGGGUGGAGCCGGCUCCUCCGCCCUCGGGGCUCGCUACUCGAGAGAAAUAUGAAACGCAAUGGGAGCAGAAAUUGUUUGAAUAGGAGAAGUAGGUUUGGUUCUCGAGAAAGAGACUGGCUAAGAGAAGAUGUAAAGAGAGGCUGUGUUUACCUUUAUGGAGCAGACACUACCACUGCCACUACAACCACCACCACCUCCUCUUCUUCUUCCUCCUCCUCCUCCUCUGACUUACAUCUCGUCCUUUGCACUGUAGAGACACCAGCAUCAGAAAUAUGUGCUGGAGAGGGAAGAGAAAGUCUUUACUUACAGCUUCAUGGAGACCUGGUCAGGAGACUGGAACCUACUGAAAGACCUCUUCAGAUCGUUUAUGAUUACUUAUCCAGGCUGGGAUUUGAUGAUCCUGUGCGCAUACAGGAGGAGGCUACAAAUCCUGACCUCGGCUGUAUGAUUCGAUUUUAUGGUGAAAAGCCAUGCCAGAUGGAUCAUCUGGAUCGAAUCCUGCUGUCUGGCAUCUAUAAUGUACGCAAGGGAAAGACCCAGCUGCAUAAGUGGGCUGAACGCCUAGUUGUCCUCUGUGGUACCUGCCUUAUAGUUUCCUCAGUGAAGGAUUGUCAAACUGGAAAGAUGCACAUUUUGCCUCUGGUUGGGGGAAAGAUAGAAGAAGUGAAGCGACGGCAGUACUCCCUUGCUUUCAGCUCAGCCGGAGCCCAAGCUCAGACCUAUCAUGUCAGCUUUGAGACUUUGGCUGAGUGCCAGCGAUGGCAACGGCAAGCAUCCAAGGUGGUGUCCCAGCGAAUCAGUACCGUGGAUCUCUCGUGUUACAGCCUCGAGGAGGUUCCUGAGCAUCUCUUCUACAGUCAAGAUAUCACCUACCUCAACUUGCGACACAACUUCAUGCAGUUAGAAAGACCUGGAGGCCUCGACACACUCUACAAAUUUUCUCAACUGAAGGGCCUGAAUUUGUCCCACAAUAAACUUGGGUUGUUUCCUGUAUUGUUAUGCGAGAUCUCUACCCUGACUGAGCUCAACCUUUCCUGUAAUGGAUUUCAUGACCUACCAAGUCAAAUUGGCAAUCUGCUAAAUCUUCAAACCCUCUGUCUUGAUGGCAACUUUCUGACUACUUUACCUGAAGAAUUGGGAAAUCUACAACAGCUUUCCUCCUUGGGAAUUUCCUUCAACAACUUUAGUCAAAUUCCUGAGGUUUAUGAGAAACUUACUAUGUUAGAUAAAGUGAUUAUGGCAGGAAAUUGCCUGGAAGUCCUGAACUUAGGGGUGCUCAAUAGGAUGAGCCAUAUCAAGCAUGUGGAUUUAAGGAUGAACCAUUUGAAAACCAUGGUUGUUGAAAAUCUGGAGGGAAAUAAAAGCAUCACUCACUUGGAUCUGCGGGACAACCAACUGACUGACUUGGAUCUUAGCUCCUUAUGCAGCUUGGAACAGCUGCACUGUGAGCGGAACCAGCUGAGGGAGCUAACACUCAGCGGCUUCUCUCUUCGGACCCUCUAUGCCAGUUCCAACAGGCUGACAGCAGUGAACAUAUAUCCAGUACCUAGCCUACUCACUUCCUUGGAUCUUUGCCGAAACCUUCUAGAGUGUGUCCCUGACUGGGCCUGUGAAGCAAAGAAGAUAGAAGUAUUAGAUGUGAGCUAUAAUCUUAUCACAGAGGUUCCCAUGAGGAUUCUGAGUAGCUUGAGUCUUAGAAAACUGAUGGUGGGACACAAUCACUUAGAAAACCUCCCAACACUGGUGGAGCAUAUCCCCCUUGAGGUGUUGGAUCUUCAGCAUAAUGCACUCAGCAGGCUGCCAGACACUCUCUUCUCCAAGGCCUUAAAUCUCAGAUACUUGAAUGCAUCUGCAAAUAGUCUGGAGUCUUUACCAGCCACCUGCACUGGGGAGGAGAGUUUGAGUAUGCUGCAGCUGCUUUAUCUGACCAGCAAUCUCCUGACAGAUCAGUGCAUACCUGUCCUGGUGGGGCACCCGCACCUGCGAAUCUUGCACCUUGCAAACAAUCAGCUACAGAGCUUUCCUGCAAGCAAACUAAAUAAAUUGGAGCAAUUGGAGGAACUGAACCUAAGUGGCAACAAGCUUAAAACCAUUCCCACAACCAUAGCAAACUGCAAAAGGCUGCACACCCUUGUGGCACACUCCAAUAACAUCAGUAUUUUCCCAGAAAUACUGCAAUUGCCUCAGAUCCAGUUUGUAGACCUAAGUUGCAAUGACUUGACAGAAAUCCUGAUUCCAGAGGCUUUGCCUGCUACAUUACAAGACCUUGACCUGACUGGAAAUACAAAUCUGGUUCUGGAACAUAAGACAUUGGACAUAUUUAGCCAUAUCACAACCCUGAAAAUUGAUCAGAAACCUUUGCCAACCACAGAUUCUACAGUUACAUCAACCUUCUGGAGCCACGGACUGGCUGAGAUGACAGGGCAGAGAAAUAAGCUGUGUGUCUCAGCGCUUGCAAUGGAUAACUUUGCAGAAGGGGUGGGAGCUGUGUAUGGCAUGUUUGAUGGGGAUCGAAAUGAGGAGCUCCCACGCCUGCUCCAGUGUACAAUGGCAGAUGUGCUUUUAGAAGAGGUGCAGCAGUCAACUAAUGACACAGUUUUCAUGGCUAACACCUUCUUGGUAUCUCACAGGAAAUUAGGAAUGGCUGGCCAGAAGUUGGGCUCCUCCGCUCUCCUUUGCUACAUCCGCCCUGACACUGCCGAUCCAGCAAAUAGCUUUAGCUUGACUGUGGCCAAUGUUGGCACGUGCCAAGCAGUCUUGUGCCGAGGUGGGAAGCCAGUACCCCUCUCUAAAGUAUUCAGCCUGGAGCAGGACGCAGAGGAGGCGCAGAGGGUGAAGGACCAAAAAGCCAUCAUCACAGAGGACAACAAAGUGAAUGGGGUAACCUGCUGUACCCGGAUGCUGGGCUGUACAUACCUCUACCCUUGGAUCCUCCCCAGGCCCCACAUAUCUUCCACUCCACUGACCAUUCAAGAUGAGUUGCUGAUUCUGGGAAACAAAGCGUUGUGGGAACACUUGUCCUACACAGAAGCUGUCAGUGCUGUACGUCAUGUACAGGACCCAUUAGCAGCUGCUAAGAAGCUGUGCACAUUAGCACAGAGCUAUGGCUGUCAGGACAACGUAGGGGCAAUGGUGAUUUAUUUGAAUAUUGGUGAGGAAGGCUGUACUUGUGAAAUGAAUGGGCUCACCCUCCCAGGUCCUGUGGGGUUUGCUUCAACCACCACCAUCAAGGAUGCCCCUAAGCCAGCCACUCCUUCCUCUAGCAGUGGGAUUGCCUCUGAGUUCAGCAGUGAGAUGUCCACCUCAGAGGUGAGCAGUGAAGUGGGGUCCACUGCUUCUGAUGAGCAUAAUGCUGGGGGCCUGGAUGCUGCCUUGCUUCCGAGGCCAGAGCGGCGCUGUAGCCUCCACCCAACACCAACCUCUGGGCUGUUUCAGCGCCAGCCUUCUUGUGCCACCUUCUCCAGUAACCAGUCUGACAAUGGCCUGGACAGUGAUGAUGACCAGCCUGUUGAGGGAGUCAUAACAAAUGGCAGCAAGGUAGAGGUGGAAGUAGACAUUCACUGCUGCAGGGGCCGGGAUCUAGAGAGCUCACCCCCUCUCACAGAGAGUGCUUCUACCCCAUGUUCUGAGGAACGUGCUAGAGGGUCGUGCUUUGGGAUCCGAAGACAGAACAGUGUGAAUAGUGGCAUCCUCCUGCCAAUGAGCAAGGACAGGAUGGAGUUACAGAAGUCUCCCUCCACCUCCUGCCUCUAUGGGAAGAAGCUCUCCAAUGGUUCUAUUGUGCCCCUAGAGGACAGCCUGAACCUCAUUGAAGUGGCCACAGAAGCACCCAAGAGGAAAACUGGCUAUUUUGCUGCCCCCACUCAGAUGGAACCAGAGGACCAGUUUGUUGUACCUCGCGACCUGGAAGAAGAAGUGAAGGAACAAAUGAAACAGCACCAGGACAGCCGGCUUGAGCCUGAGCCGUAUGAAGAGGAUCGGACCGAACCCCCAGAGGAGUUUGACACAGCGCUAUGACUGCUCUGCUGGGCACAGUGUGGGAGGAGGCUGUGCAGGGUUGGGGUAGGGUCCUGCUAGAGGCAUUCCGCCUCUACAUUUCUCUCUCUCUCUCUUUUGUGUGUCUGUGUGUAUGUGUUUUGAGAUGGAGUAUUGCUCAGUUGCCCAGGCUGGAGUGCAAUGGCACAAUCUCGGCUCACUACAACCUCCGCUACUGGGUUCAAGCCAUUCUCUUGUCUCAGCCUCCUGAGUAGCUGGGAUUCCAGGCACUCGCCACUAUGCCUGGCUAAUUUCUUUUCUUUUCUUUUCUUUUUUUUUUGUAUUUUUUUUUAGAGACGGGGUUUCACCGUGUUGGCCAGGCUAGUCUUGAACUCCUGACCUCAGGUGAUCCGACCAUCUCAGCCUCCCAAAGUGCUGGGAUUACAGGCAUGAGCCAGUGUGCCCGGCCCUGCCUCUACAUUUCUAACCAUAGCUGUGUGGGAUUGAACUCAGAGCCAGAAAGGGUGAGAGCCAUCAGGGGCUGGCUCUGGGUAAACUAGUAGCCACUAUCAGUGUUAAGUUUCACAUUUAACCUGCAUUGGAACUCCCAGGGGUACUGGGAAGAAAGCAGCUGUUCUGUAUCAGUCCUACCACCUGCCAUUAACCCUUUCUCUCCUAGGAUCACUUUGAGAAUUUGCCUGCCUGGGCAGGAAAGGGACUAUUUCUGUGGAGGAAAAAAGUGAAGAUUGAUUCUCUUUACUAGUUGCUGCUGAUGGAUCUCUGUGACAGAGAAAUCACCUUAUCUCAGACUAAUGAGGUGUGAUGUGACUAGUCACAUGGGUUUUCAUUCUUCUCUACGAGAAUACAGCCUAUCAAAAUGAUGUCUGUUGGAAAUGUAGAACCAAUCAAACAGAUACUUUAUGUAUGUAAUACAAUGAGAGCACUUUGCAUUGACUGUGAACUUUUUAUUUUUGAAUCUGCACUAGAGCCAAUCUUAGAGGCAGCCCGGCACCUUCAUCCUAGGCAGAGAGAGAAUUGGGUGUUGGAGCCUUAUCCAAGGGUACUAGGAAGGGCCCUGGGAAGUUGACUUAACUGGUAGAUGUCAGACUGUGAACGCUCCUGAGAACCUUGGGGUAGCAGGAUCUUCUCUUGGGGCUGAAAAGGGGGAAGGAGGGAGGACCAAGACUACUUCUCCCUAGAUCAGAGAAAGAGAAUUACUCCUUGACAAAUAUGACACCUGCUACGAAUUUCCCAGGGAAACUUAGGGAUUGGCCUCUUUCCUAACAUGUGGAGGAGUUGGCAGACAGCCUCCUAAUGGGGAGGGCCAAGGCUAACACUGCUUGCGUCCAGGUGACCUUAAGUUACGGCAGAUGACACUGAAAUGGAUUGAGGCCAAUGAGAACAGAUGGAUGGAGUACUCAGGUUAGACUUGUUUCUUCUCCUAUGCUGGAGGAGAGGGAUUGUCUUCUAGAAUGUUAGAAGUGAGUUGAGAGCCCACCUCUUGAAUGUUGAACAGUGUACUCUUCUGAAAACUGCAUAUUCAGUUUAUGUGGUUUCAGAAUACUGGGCUCAAUACCAACAUAAGAAAGACACUUCAUUGAGAAAUUCUUAAGCUUACAGAAAACCUGUAUUUUUUGCACAUUCCACUUAACUGUAGCAAAAUUCAGUUUCUUCCAUAUUUUUGUCACUUUUUCCAUUGUAAGAUUUACUUAGGAAAAUCAAUUUCUAUUUAUUCCCCAAAAUUUUGGCAUUGCUUGAUUUUACCCAGUGGGGAAUGUGCUUUGAAUUUUUGGAACACUUUCACAAUUAAAAAUAGAGUAGAGCCAUUUUUAAUUUGUUUCAUGAGAAACAAUAUGUUAAAGAGAGGGUUAAAUAUAAAUAUGUUUUCAUGUGUGUGUUUUUUGAAGUUUUUGUUAAAAGCAAUAGUCAAAAGCUAGAUGACCUGUCCAUAAUAAUCACGUGUCUUCAUCUUCUCAGAGGCCCCAUGCCCAGAUGCACGUGUCAUUGGGGUACACUCUCGGGGGAUUUGGUACACUCUAAUGGAUGUCUAGUUUGAUCCCUUGAGAAUCUGAACUUGAGUCCCCACAUUGUCAAACUACUGGUCAGCUGUUGAAAAAUUUUAGAACUCAGGUCUUUGAUUUGAAGUAGGGAACAUAGUGGCUCACACAGAGUUCAGGUGCUGUUAGAAAGAUGGGAACAAGAGUGUUUUGCCACCUUAUUUUUAUAUGGGAAAAAAUUUUUUUAAUAAGAAAAAAAUGAAAAAUAACCCAAGCUGAUAGUGAUGAGUGUUGUAAAACAUCCUCGGGUUGUAGAAUAGUGAUGUCUAAAAAUUAAAGUUAUUUUGGGAAUAUACCACUUUAACAGUAUAGUCUUAUAAAAAGUAUUCUGUAUUGUGAACCCCUUUCAUGUCUGCUAUUUGCUUUCCACUCCACUUAUUGGAACCACUUCAAAAUCCAGUUCUGAAAUGACCUUUCCAAAAAUAAAUGUAUUUACUUUUUAGUCAACAGAACUCUGUAAUUCCAAAUGUUCUUCUAUGUGGUAGAAUUAUUUUCAGGAACCAUUAAGUUGAUUUGAAAAUCUGUUAUAGGCAAUACUAAAACUGAUUAUUUUUUUUUGCAGUCUCCUUUAAUUCAUGUCCUUCUGCAGUUGCUCUGUAUUAAAACAGGGUAAAAAGGCCAUAACCCAUCAUGAAAAAUAUAAUAAAAAACUCUUUAACCUAUAAGGUAAUUUACAGAUAUUGUGUUUUCUGAACAGGCUGUUAGUGAAAGCCCGUAUCUGUCUCCAGGUGAAUGUAAUCUACUUACGAGUACUUUACUCAGAGGAUGUGUUCCCCAGGUGGGCGGAGUACAGUUGAUCUCUAGCACAGAGAUUCUGGCCUCUGCAUAUUCUCAGGUCUCUGUGUGUACCUCCCAUUGAAUAGAGAAGCUUAAGAGAAUUUCUGAGAAAAGAAUACUGCUUCUUAUGGGAGCAGUUUAGGAGUCCAUGGAAGAAAGAAAAAUACAUGUGUCUUGGCAGCCUUGGUGUUAUUUUGAUCCAAAUGGAUUGAAAGUAUAUUUAAAAAUUUGAAUGUCACUAUGACAAAGCUGCAGUACACUAUAGAGUCAAGUUAUUGAAUUACCACUCCUGAUACAAGUGAGGGCUUUAUUGCACUACUGUGGAGCCUAUGUGUGCAAUACAUUGGUGAGUUCAUUUACUGGUGUAUGGAAGAGCCAGCAGGAGCAGCAUGGUCAUCGCUGGGUGCUAUUACAGUUGCCUGUAGUGAGGGCUGUUUUCCAGGAAAUGGAGCCAGUUGGGUGUGGCAAAACUACUGAAUAUCAAAUGAUGCUCUUCUUCCCAUGUAGACCUUCAGCAGAAGCCAGUACUUGGAAGCCACAGGCUCACCUUCUCUAUCCAAUAAUUAUUAAUGGAGAGACCUCCAUAAGGGAGCAGCUGGCUGUUACCGAUAAAUGUACCAAUUAUUAAAUAGUCUCCAAGCCAUUCAGUGAUGUCUUCAGCAUCACUAUAGAACUGUCUCGUGUCACUUUUUACUGCCUUCUGGGUGGAGCCUUUCAGACUCCCCAAUCAUGAAGGCAAGUUAAUCUUUCUCUCCAGUUAGUGACUUUUGCCCCGUAGUUGGGUAUGCACUUCCUAGAUUGAGAAAAGCAGCUACAGUCAAUCCUGCUCUGUUUCCCUCAUUUGGUGAUCAGUCAGUCACACAUAAGCUCCUUGUAUUCUAAAUUUCAUGCACUUCUCCCAGAUGCUAUAGGGUUUUUUCUCACUGUUGCUGGUGGAUGUCAUCCAGACAGUGGGCUCAUAUCUUAUGGUUUUGUGCAAUCAUUGUUGUAUUGUAGUCCUAAGACUCAUUAUAGUGUAUUUUUGAUAUUUUUGAAAUGUGUUAAAUUUUUUAAUUCAAUAAUAUGAGCCAGAGCAUGUUGCAGCAAAUCUAUUGUUUGUAAAAAUAAUGAUAACAAUAAUAAAUAAAAUAAAGCGGAAUCUCUUUUUCAUGGCUGUGUUU